ACUGGAGCAUGGGACGGCGCGCCUGAAGGAGCAGGGGCGAGGCAGGGGCCUGGGCGCCCGGCAGGAAAAGAGGAGAGACAGGGACCCGAGAGCAGAGGAGGAAGAUGCAACUGACUCGCUGCUGCUUCGUGUUCCUAGUGCAGGGCAGCCUCUAUCUGGUCAUCUACGGCCAGGAUGACGGUCCUCCCGGCUCCGAGGACCCGGAGCGUGAUGACCACGAGAGCCAGCCCCGGCCCCGGAUGCCUCGGAAGCGAGGCCACCUCUCACCUAAGUCCCGCCUCGUGGCCAACUCCACUCUCCUAGGGCUGCUGGCUCCCCCCGGGGAGGCAUGGGGCGUCCUUGGCCAGCCCCCCAACCGCCCGAACCACAGCCCCCCACCGUCGGCCAAGGUGAAGAAAAUCUUCGGCUGGGGUGACUUCUACUCCAACAUCAAGACGGUGGCCCUGAACCUGCUCGUCACGGGGAAGAUCGUGGACCACGGCAACGGGACCUUCAGCGUCCACUUCCGACACAACGCCACCGGCCAGGGCAACAUCUCCAUCAGCCUCGUACCGCCCAGUAAAGCUGUAGAGUUCCACCAGGAGCGGCAGAUCUUCAUCGAAGCCAAGGCCUCCAAGAUCUUCAACUGCCGAAUGGAGUGGGAGAAGGUGGAACGGGGCCGCCGGACCUCGCUCUGCACCCACGACCCGGCCAAGACCUGCUCCCGAGACCACGCUCAGAGCUCAGCCACCUGGAGCUGCUCCCAGCCCUUCAAGGUCGUCUGCGUCUACAUCGCCUUCUACAGCACGGACUAUAGGCUGGUCCAGAAGGUGUGCCCAGAUUACAACUACCACAGUGAUACCCCCUACUACCCCUCCGGGUGACCCUGGGCAGGCCACAGAGGCCGGGCCGGGGCUGGAAGGACGGGCCUGCCUGCGGAGGAGGCCAUCUGGCUGGAUACUGGGCAGGGACACGGGGAGGGACCUCAGGCAGGGAAGGGGGGGGUGGAGAGAAGGAGAUGCCAGGUGGGGCCGGGGCCAAGUCUCACGUGGCGGUGGGGAAGGGGUCCCAAGUGCGGGGCCCCAGCCUGGGGUUGUGGGGCGGCCGGGGCAUAGGAGCACUGGAGGAGGAGUGGGGUCUCUGGGCAGCCCCGUGGGGCUCCCCUGCUGAGCGACAGGAAGGUGCUGGGCCCAGGAGACCGCUGGGGAAGGCAGACCAGUGUGGCCAGAUGAGGUCACGGAGAAGAGCCCGAAGCCUCGGCUCCCUCCUUUCCAUCCUGAGAAAGAACAACAAGGAGAGGGGUCUCUCAUCAGCAAGGGCACCGAAGGAUGGCAGAGACGAGACGGGGCUGCCCGGGAGCCAGCCCUGGGUGGGGGGAGGGGCGGGGCCGGAGGAACUCUUGAGCCCCGCUGAGUCAGCCCCCCCACCCCCCACAAGCCCAUUGUCCUGGACGGUGGACUGAACUUGGCUUCAGGCUGAAGUGGUGACCCUUGGAGUCGUUUUGACGUCUUGACGAAUAGACCGUCUGCUCCCCGCCAGGCCGUAACCUUCCCAAAAUUCCCUCUCCUGCCAUUGCCGCUCCUCCCCUCCCCGCCGCCCCUGUCCACCCUUGUGCCGAUGGGUCACCCAUCCUUCAGCUGCAACAGAGGGUGACUGUGGUUCUCCCACCACCAAGGCCACAGAUGGGAGCCCACCCUUGCGCUGUGUCCCCUCGCCACCCCACCCCCCUGCUGGCUCCUCUGGGAGCGUCCUCGUCCAGCCAGCAAGCCUUGCCCGUCAGCCUGGGACCCACCCGGAUGGAUACAGGGCCUUCAGCAGCUCGGGGCCGCGUGACGCCAGACUGACAAGGGCGCUGGACCUGUUCUGUGGUGUCUGUCUGUGGGUGGGGGAGGGGAGGGCGGGGUGUGCGAUCCCCUGAUUGUCAGCUUGUGUGCAGAGUCUUGUUCUGGAGCCGGGAAUAAAGCUU
Molecule: messenger RNA, 1945 nt
Organism: Lynx canadensis (Canada lynx)
Lineage: Eukaryota; Metazoa; Chordata; Mammalia; Carnivora; Felidae
Gene: NXPH3
Product: neurexophilin 3
Exons: 2
Coding region: 105-863 (252 amino acids)
Molecular function (GO): signaling receptor binding
Source: RefSeq, a predicted model, not a curated record